UUAGAAAUGAACGCUAUGAAGCACACGCCGACCCGGACUCCGAGUGCUGUUGUUAUUGCUGCGGGAGACAUGGCGGACCCCAGGCCGCCAGCUACAGUGGACGCCGCCAUGGACGUAGAACGUAACCCAAACUCAGCUGUCAACGACGACGAUAACCUGACGCAGGAUGCCCAGGAUGCUAUAGAGUACGACAACUACUCCCGACGCUCAUCCCUCGGGGCCGACUCCGUGCUAGAUCAGGACUUCAGCGAAGAUGGGUUCCUUGACGUCGACGGCGCUCCCUCCAACACGCCCCUGGAGGUCGUCCUCGGGAUGCAGUACGCCGAUGACAUCUUCGCCAUUAGGAAGACCAUGGAAUACCGCUAUCACGCUUCCAACUGCAUGGCAGAUCAGCCGCAGGUUACAGCGAACAUGCGAUGCACGCUCGUCCACUGGCUCAUCAAGGUCAACCAUCAGCUCAAGUUUGGCGCAGAGACCGUGUUCGUGGCGGUGAACCUCACCGACCGCUUCUUGGCCGUGACGCCCCUGGCCCAAGACUGUCUCCAGCUCCUGGCCUUGGCCACGCUCUUCGUCGCUGCCAAGAUGGAGGAGAGCGUGGUGCCGGGGAUCAGCGAGCUGGUGGCCAUCUGUGGAGGCAUGUACCGGCACCAUCACUUCAGACGCAUGGAGGUCCUCGUCCUCUCCAAGCUCAAGUUCGCGUUGUACGCUCCCACCAGCUGGUACUUCCUGGACCACCUGGCCCUCAAGGCCACGCAAAUAGGCACGAUAGACAGGCGGGCGAUGAGCGUGUCCCGCUACGUAGCGGAGACCUGCCUCAGUAGCUACGAGGUGUCCCAGUACCUGCCCAGCGUCCAGGCCGCGGCGGCCCUCUCCGUGGCCCUGUGCGUCCUCCCCAACGUCUCCUUCUGCCAGACUCUGCAUGCUCUGAUGUGUGAGGCGUAUACCACGGAGGAGAGAAGGGACGCCACCGUCUGCUCCACCGUCAUGAGUCGCUACAUGGCUCCAUUCUUGGAGGGGCUCUCUCCAGAUGACACCAACCAACACUUCAACACCAACACAGGGCCCAUCACGACUGUCGGAGCCGCCUCCGACAAACGCCAGCCUAGUGCCACCCAUCAACCAGAGACACAGCAGCAGUAGCAGCGUCACCAUCAGAGGGACCAUAUUACAGCAUACCAUUGCAGAAGCACUAGAAAAGAUCUCUCGCAACAAUAGGUAACUUGCACAGCAGUGUGCGGUGGGUGAUUUAUCAGUUCGAUUACUCUGAUUUCCUUAUUUGUUUGUUGGACUGAUUUCCUUUUAUUUGUUGGGUUUUGGACGCGGUGUCGGAAGAAAUAGUCGUAAUUCACUAAGCAAAGCAUAAUAGGCUAUUGGGUCAGUCAAUGGUGGUGCAGCAAUAUUGAAUUUCAUCCUAGAUGCUGGUUACAGCAGAUAAUGCAAAUAAAUGCCGAUAGGUGUCAAUUUCAAGAUAAAACAUAAUUUUAAAUUGACUCGUAUUAGCCCGUGAAUCCAAUUUUUCUUAACCCAUCUUCAUCCAUCUUUAAGUGCUUUCGGUGUCUCGUGCUUUCUUUAGUAUAAUGUCGAUUGAGGUUUACUCUGCAUUUCAUUCAGUGCUUCAGUCUUCUCGGCUUGGCACUUUCUUUUUAAUAAUUGUCAUUCUCUGACUUUAUGUACAUUGCCGUCACUGUUUUAUGAUUCAUUUAGACACGUUUUGCAAGCAUGUUAUAUUUUCUGAACUUUGUUAGGCGUUCUAUUCGUCAGUUGUUCGGACAUACAGCCAUGUUUCUCUUAACCUGAACAAAGCUGCAGAACUAAACAUUGUUUUGGUAUUUUUGCGACAUGUUGACCAUACGAGUUUGUUGUUGUUGUUGUGGUGUGCUGCACAUGUGUGUGAAUGGUGAUUGUGAAUUAGGUUACAAUCAUGAAUUUGGCGACGCUCGGAGUUGGGUCACCUUGGUUUGGCUCCUGACUGAUCUUGCGUGCAGAUUACCGCUGCUUUUUCCCCUCUUGAGGGUGAUCUCUGUCCUCUCUAAUAACAGAGUCGCCAAUGCAGUCGAAAAAUGCGUCGUUCUUUCCGGUUUAACUGAGAGUGUAGCAACAAGUAGCGCACCACUUGAGGUACACUAGCUGGCACCUCGUCCAUAAAGGGUGUUUACAAAUGGGUGCGCGCACAAGGCAAUGGGGAUCUGUUCCCUUGCCAGGGGAAAGGGAACAGAUCCCCAUUUGAAAUACGGGAACUCCCCAUUUGAAAAGGGAACUCAUAUGGGUUGCCGCCUCCCGCGCAGCCUUUGGUUGCUUCCCUAAUUCCUUACUUUCUCUGCCUUGUUUAGCUUAAGUAUUAAAGAGCAGGAGAAUGUGAUACUCGCAGGACAGUGAACUUAACGGAAACAAAUACAGAUGUUGGAACGGGAAUGGCUCGCGUUACUUAUGGGUGAAGAAUUAAUAAAGAAAAAAUAGUAACAUCCCGCUCAAAAGUGUGUUGGGCGUUUAAUAAUGCGUUACUGAAUUCCUUGAUCACCUACUCGGGAAUACCUAAGGUUUCUUAGGUUUGGUCUACAUUGAUUUACCAUUUGAUAAAUUUGUAUUUGCUAAGUCGUAGCUAGUUAGCGUUAGGCUAUCAAUGUUGAGUCGUCGACAGCACUUGAUAAGACUAUCAUUUCCACACUUUUGUUAAAAAUUCACUUUAGACUGAACAAUGUUCUCGGUAACAGAUUUGUCACCUACGUUACUCUUGAGGUAAGAAGAACAAAUUUCUUGGUUGGAAAUAUGCGUUCUUUAGACUUGCUGAAGAAUUAGAAUAUUCUUCCAAUGGGUGUUAUGUAGUUUGGGGGAGCUACUGCUGAAUAGUUUUCUUCAAUGAGGCUAGAGCCCCCCCUUCUUAUGUCUUGUUGCAUGUUAAUAUUUUAAAUAUCUUUAAUUCCAUACUUUUGUUUUAUGAACCAGUUUGACCGUUGUUAAAAUGAUUACUUUUGUAUAAAGAUUUUUUUAUGUCUGUAGUUAAGAUGCCACUUAGUUGUCAAAACUACCCUUAGUUAUAAGACUAUUUCUAGUAAUACUGGUUAUAUCGGCGUGAAAAGUUGGCUAACUAGUCUUAGUUUUUUUUAUAGUAUAUUUAUUUUUACUACAGGAGAUUUAUUGACUAGUACACGAAUUGAUGUACCUAGUGUAGAAGUUAUUUUCGAAUACAUUAUUUGCUGUUGUAAUUAGAUGUUACAAUUAUAGAUGUCUCCCCAUUUUGUAAUUGUGGAUGUUACUCCGCUUUUUUGUAAUUAUAGAUGGUAUCUAAAAGUUGUUUAACACCUAUAAUCCAUGAGGAUGUUCAUCAGAGUAAUAUAUAUCGGCCCCAAUUACUAAUAAUUAUUUUAUAUUUAUUAAAUCCAUCGGUUUUAUUCAGUUUCGCAAGAAAACAAAUGAUAAUGUUGCUAAAAUGCAUAUUAAUGCCAAGGGCACCUAUGAAUUUUCUAGUGCCAGGGUUACACCCCCACCUUGUUAAACUUGUUUAUAAAUAUACUAAUAGAAAUCUUG
Messenger RNA from Procambarus clarkii (red swamp crayfish), 3525 nucleotides. Its product is annotated as cyclin-O protein B. Lineage: Eukaryota; Metazoa; Arthropoda; Malacostraca; Decapoda; Cambaridae. The record is from RefSeq and is a predicted model, not a curated record. Gene Ontology annotation, molecular function: cyclin-dependent protein serine/threonine kinase regulator activity. Gene Ontology annotation, biological process: regulation of cyclin-dependent protein serine/threonine kinase activity; mitotic cell cycle phase transition. Gene Ontology annotation, cellular component: cyclin-dependent protein kinase holoenzyme complex; nucleus; cytoplasm.